This is a messenger RNA of Heterostelium album PN500, 786 nucleotides long. RefSeq names its product alpha/beta hydrolase. The coding region runs from base 1 to 786 and encodes 261 amino acids. NCBI's taxonomy places the organism in Eukaryota, Evosea, Eumycetozoa, Acytosteliales, Acytosteliaceae. The record is from RefSeq and is a predicted model, not a curated record. The transcript has a single exon.
AUGAGAGAUGGUGGUAGUCCUGUUGUGGUAUUCAUUCAUGGUGGUUCCUGGAUGCAUGGUUUCAAAACACAGCAUAUUAAACUUGGAAAACUGUUGGCUGCCAACGGAGUCACUGCGGUCUUGGCUAACUAUACAUUGUUUCCAAAUUGUGAUGGCGAUCAACAAGUGGAAGAGAUUGGACAAAUCAUGAGAUAUGUAGCUGACCAUAUUGAGAGCUACGGUGGUGAUCUCUGCAAUAUUACAUUGAUGGGACAUAGUGCCGGUGGCCAUUUAAUAACACAAUAUCUCUUGACAACUCACAACACUCCAGAUAAUUCAGAGAGAAUCAAUAUCAAGAAUUGUAUUCCAAUGUCAGCGCCACUCGAUAUGAAAGAACAAUUCAUUUUCCAAACUCAAGUUGGAAAUGAAGAUACUUGUAUGAUAGUUCCAUACUGUGGUGGUGUUAAAGGAUUAGAGAGCAGAUCACCUUUAUAUUGGAUUUCAUUGGCAAAAGAUAAAUCAGUAGAGCUACCAUCAAUGUAUUUAGUAUAUGGAAACCAAGAUUAUAUCGUUCCACCAAUUGUAAACUCUCGAUUUUUACAUCAAUUAGAAAAGAAAUGUCAAGAACAUGUUCAUCUUCAAGCAUUGGAAUACGAUGAUGUUGCACAUGUCGACCUAAUUACAGACAUAGAAGAUCAAGAAAAUAAUGUUUGUAAUUCCGAACCAUUCAACGAGCAUCGUGGAGCUAUCACUAAAAGACAUAAGAAAUUCAUGUUGGGUGAUAUCUUGAGAAUUAUCUUAAAUUAA